CGGCUUGACGAAGACACAGGUACGCAAACUUGGACAUUCCAAUGGAAGACGAGAAGCCGCCCCCGUAUGUUCAGUAUCAUCCCAGUGAUGCUUCCGUCUCGUUGGUCCAAAGGGGGUCAGAGCCGUUACAGACUGCACUGAACGAACCACAGAAGUAUAGGUGCACUGCGAUAGGUCUGUUGAAAGUUGCUGUUACGGUUUUCCUGUUCACAACUGUGGCUGCCUUGGCGUUAUUCAUUCUCCAACGAAGUGAGUUAAUCCCGAGUGCAGAGUACCUCAAGAAUACUGCACUACCUGAAGUCACCAAUAUGACCUUAUUGGCUGCUGAUGACCACUACAUCACCGUGGCUUGGAUUGAACCUCCACGGAGCGUUGACUUCUACUUGCUCAACGUCACCGCUGAGAGUGGUUACGAAAAUGACAGUCUUCGGAUACAACGCACGGGAACCUGUAGCAAUGGCACCUUCAUCCGCGCUGGACAGAGUCAAGUCACAUGCGGCCCUUUUCAAGCCUGCUCGAACCUUACUGUGACUAUUCGCACGUACACUACAGGACCACCACAGCGCACCUCAAUGGGAACCACCUUAAAUGAAGUCUUCGUCAGUGCUAAAGAUCCAAGUGAACCCAAGAGAAUCGCCAUGGUCUCCCAGUCACCAUACAUGACCAGGCUGCUAUGGGAGCCACCAACCCAGAUACAUGGGCUUGUGCACGGUUACAAAGUUAAAGUGUGCGAGAUGUAUACAGAAUGUGGCCAAAAGCAGAACUUGAGUGACUGCGUUGAGAACGAGACUUCGGACACUUGGCUGGACUUCAACAGCACCGAAGACACCUCGUACUGCGUCCUGAUUACGGCUACUGCACGGUGUGGUGGUGAAGUCCUCACGAGCCUUCCAGCGACGCAAGAAGUUAGAACGCCUCUUUUCGCCCUCCCUGACGUGUCCAACCUGAAAGCAGUCGGAGUUAUUAGUGGCCAUAUUACCUUAUCUUGGGAGCGUCCGAAAGGUCGCUUCGACUACUAUUCGGUUGAAGUCACUCAAGGUAAGGUUGGCAGCACAGGGAGUGCGAAACACAGGCUUAAUUUGUGCGCCAACGGCACCAUCAUCCGUCAAGAUCAGACGCAAAUAGCGUGUGGUCCAUUGGAGCCUUGCAGUAACUUGUCCUGUACCAUGCGCACCCACUUCACCGGACCACCAGAACGCAGUUCUCCUGGAGUAACAAUAAUGGGCAUCUUCAUCCCUGCCGAAGAGCCGAAUCCACCAACGAACAUUACGAUGUCACCAGAAUCGCCUUCACGGACUCGAAUACACUGGGACCACCCGGAGAAGUGGUCCGGCAUUAUGGCAUCGUACAAUGUGAAGAUAUGCAGCACAUUCAGAUCAUGUGAUCGAGCAGAAAGCUUGAGUGAUUGUACGGAAUACGUGACCUCCGAGACGUGGACCCUGUUUGACAGCACACAGGACACCCUGUACUGCGUAUUGGUUACUGUAAAAACACAAUGCGGCGUUGACGAAGUAAGCAGCCGCCCUCUUAUAGCGGAAAUACGGACGCCGCUCUUUGGCCUACCUGAUGCAACCGACCUGAAGUUGCUCUCCGCCUUGGAAAACGCUGUAACUGUGGCCUGGGAAAGGCCGCAGGCUCGCUUCGAUUACUAUUGGCUCUCCAUUGCGGGCGACGAAGGUGAGGGACGCGGCAGUGCUGAAAAGGAACGCAUUGGAUCGUGCGGCAAUGGCACGAUCAUUCACCCAAAUCAGACACGGGUCACAUGCUCAAACCUCGAGGCUUGCACCAAAGUAAGCAUUACCUUACGCGUGCACAGAAACGGACCACCGGCGAUUACAUCCCCCGGAGUUAGCCUCCGUGGGAUCUUUAUCCCGGGAGAAGACCCAGAUCCUCCAAAGAAUAUAACCAUGCUCGGAAAAUCACCGUCACUUACACGGCUGCAGUGGGAAGAAUCGGCAAAAGUUUAUGGAAGAUUUCUUGCAUACAUGGUAAAAAUAUGCGAGUUGUUCAAAUAUUGUGGUGAAGAAGCCAGUGUUCACGGCUGUAUCGAACUUCAAGCACAUGAGACUUGGCUUGACUUCCACAGCAACGCUGACACAAAGUACUGCGUCUUGGUCACAACAAGCUCACAAUGCGGCGAGGAAGUUCUGAGUGGUCGUCCAGCGGUCGCUGAAAUCCGGACACCUUUGUAUGUUCUACCCGACGUCACCGAUCUCCGCUUGAUGGCUGUUGAUAGUCACUAUAUCACCGUCGCCUGGGACAAACCUCGGGGCAGUUUUGAUUACUAUUGGCUCGAUGUCGCCAUUGAAAAUGAUAAUGAAAACAAUAGUGUUCCGAAACAUCAAGCCAGUUCCUGUGGCAACGGCACCAUCAUCCAUGCUGAGCAGACUGAAGUCACCUGUGGCCCUUUCGAUCCCUGCUCCAAUAUUAGUGUCAGUGUUCGCACGUUCGUGAAAGGACCACCGGAACGUAGCUCUAUGGGAAGCACCUUGAAAGGUGUUUUCCUCAGUGGUCAAGAUCCAAGUGAACCCAAGAGCAUUACUAUCGUCGCUAAAUCGCCGUCCUUGACAAGAAUCCAAUGGGAGUCACCAACGACUGUACAUGGCACUCUAGACUUCUACAAGGUGAAAGUGUGCAAGGUGUUCUCAGCGUGCGACCGAAAAGAAAGCACUGAUGGAUGCAUUGAGCACAGUGCUUCUGAGGCUUGGCUGGAGUUUCAGAGCACCGCGGACACAUCGUACUGCACCCACGUCACAGCCAGCGCACGGUGUGGCCGGGACCUCUUGACGAGUUCACCAGCGACGCUGGAAGUUAGAACGCCUUUGUUCGCACUCCCUGACGUGUCCAAUCUGAAAGCGGUCAACGUCUCAAGUGGCUAUAUUACUUUGUCUUGGGAACGACCGCGAGGUCGCUUCGAGUACUAUUCGAUUGAAGUCACCGAAGGCAAGCUUAGCAAUGCAGUCAAUGCCAAACACAGGCUUGGUUUGUGCGCCAACGGCACCAUCAUCCGUCGCGAUCAGACGGAAAUAACAUGUGGUCCGUUCGAGCCUUGCAGAAACUUGUCCUGCACCAUGCGCACCCAUUUGAUUGGACAACCUGAGCACAGUUCUCCUGGAGUGACACUAAGGGGCAUCUUCAUCCCUGCCGCAGAGCCGAAUCCACCAAUGAACAUUAGGAUGGUCCCACUAUCACCGUGGCGGACUCGAAUACAAUGGGACCACACGGAAAAAGUGUCCGGCAUUGUGGCCUCCUACUAUGUGAAGAUAUGCCGCACAUUCGUAUCAUGCGAUCGAGGAGAAGGCUUGAUUAAUUGUACGGAAUACGUGACCUCCGACAGAUGGGCAGCGUUUCACAGCACAGCGGACACUCCCUAUUGCGUACAGGUUGCUGUAAAAACACAGUGCGGCGAUGAAAAACUAAGCAGCCGGCCACUUAUGGCGGAAAUACGGACGCCGCUCAACGCGCCUCCUGAAAUUAUUCACCUCCGCCUGGUCAGGAAAGGAGAAAACUUCUUCACUGUAGCCUGGACCAGGCCAGAGGGCAGCUUUGACUACUACCGCGUGUUGCUGAAAGAUUUCAAGACUAGAAACCAAACCGUCACUGUGGGCUCAUGCGCGAAUGGCACAAUUGUUCACGAGGACCAGACUGAAAUAACGUGCAAUCAACUUGAGCCACAGAAGCUGUAUCUGAUUGAAUUGCAAACGCACAUCAGUAGACCGUCUGCCCGAAGCUCCAUUGCAGUCAGCAGAGCCAUCGUAACGACCCCCCGAGCUGAAUACGAGGUGUCCAACCUGAAGAUUGUAAACAUCACUGCAACAUCUUUCGCUGUGACCUGGGAACGGCCGAAAGACUGCAUCGAAUAUUACACGGUAGACGUCACUGACUACAGUAGUGGCAACAUUGGCAACAGGCUUUACGGCGUGGUGUCAUGCAACAAUGGCGCGGCUAUCAAUCCGAGGCAGACGAGUGUCAUCUGCACCAAAUCCGACACGUGCACCGCCAUCAGUGUCCGAGUGAAAACACACACCAGGGGUCCUCCGGAGCAUGCUUCACCUGGAAUAACACUGGAGAAUGUCCUGAUUCCUGGAACAGGACUUCCAGAAGCGACCAACCUGAAAUUGGUAGCCGUGAAAAAUGACUCUUUUACCGUCUCAUUGCAAGUGCCCGGGAAAUGCUUUGACCGCUACAUUUAUAAUAUCCGUGAUCCCAGUGAUCGUAGUCGUUCUGUGAAAGCAGAGAAAUGCUUUACAGAGAGAACACUAAAGUUAAACACUUUUCAUAUGACAUGCAUUGGUGUUGAGGCGUGCGGCAAAGUGGACAUCAAAGUGUGGAUACGUAAAGACAAACCACAUAAACGAGACGCACCUGCAGUCGCGCUGCGUGGUAUUUACAUCCGUGGAAAAUGUCAUGGAUAGUAUUUUCUGCCAAAACUUUGAGGCGUCUGAGUCCCCCAGGGUAAUGAAAGCCAAAAGCAGCAAGAAAAACAAAAUACACAAUUUUGCAUGUCUUGUUGCUGUCGCCGUCGUCAUCGCUGUAAACUUACGUGAAACUCAUUUGGCCCAAACGUCCCAGUUGUUUCCAUAUACAUCGAACGACUUUUAAAAGACUAUAUUGACCCAGUUUUGCGAUUGUAAGUGCCAGGUAACGAAAUGCUUCCAGGUAAUCUUUAUGACAUAGUUUGUCAUUGUUGUUACAAUAACCGCUUGUGAUUCUGGCUGUUACUAUAUUACUCUAAAAAACUGCGGGUCAACAAAUACUCGAACACUACAACUUUUCUUGUGCUUUUAAGCUUGUUGAGCCUAUUGAGAUUCCUAAAAUGUCAAUGACUGCCUAAUUCUAAAUUGACGCAAGAUUUUAUUUGCGAUUUGUCACGCUGCUCUUUCAUUAGCAGCCUUUUAAGGUUGUGUGACAUGUGCUGGCCAACUUACUGCUCAUGUCUUGCACGCAAUUUCCGCUUUAGUAAUAUUUUUGGUGCUAGUAUAUUUAGUGUCUCGGUAUCCUACGAGCGACGUGUUGACAAGCUCAAUAGUAUUACAUGCAUUCCUGCAAAUCUGCUCCAGAGGCAAGCGUAUACCUUGCAAAUGCUCAA
Molecule: messenger RNA, 5089 nt
Organism: Dermacentor albipictus
Lineage: Eukaryota; Metazoa; Arthropoda; Arachnida; Ixodida; Ixodidae
Product: phosphatidylinositol phosphatase PTPRQ-like
Molecular function (GO): protein binding
Source: RefSeq, a predicted model, not a curated record